Cladocopium goreaui is the source of this 720-nucleotide messenger RNA. The record is from the annotation of a GenBank genome assembly. Lineage: Eukaryota; Dinophyceae; Suessiales; Symbiodiniaceae.
AUGCCUCAAACUCGGCGCCACGUGGGCGAAAGGCGGAAGUCUUCUUGGAACAUGAUGUGCCGAGAAUGGCGGAAGCAGUUCACGAGCAGGCUGCGGAGCAGUACUGUGCAGUGCUGGACCUGUGGCAGGCUAUCCAGAGUGCCUUUUCGUGCUGCUGCACCCCGGUGGUCGAUUGAGGCCGCAGGCGGAAGCCUGCCUUGUGUCCUGCCUUGUGUGCUCCUCUCCCAAGCACGCUCUUGCCGCGAGGAUCUCGAGCAGGUGGCUUGGACCCUUCGCCGGCUCCGCAAAGAAGCAAGCCUAGAUCCCACACAAGCCAAGGACUUCUGCACAACUUUGCAUGAGGCUGUGGAGUUCUUGCACAAGGACGAAAGUACUGCAAUUGCCAAAGACGAUUUUUCUUUCAAGCCUUUGCUGACGGCUCCGUUGGCCAACACAGCGAACGCUGGGAGCCCCGCUGGCUUCUUGGAGGCCUUCACUCUUUGGAUCACGAUACAUGUUGUACUAGAUGUUCUUUUCGACCUGGCAUCAUGGGCGGAGCAGUCCAAUCAGGUACUGCAGGAGGCUGGGUUGGAGAAGCUCUUGCAGACAUGUGAGAAGAUUGUGAAGAAAAUAGAUCCUGAAUCGCCAGAGAAGCCACGCAAGCGUCGCCGAAUCACAGAAGCCGGAAACAGAAAGACGUGGACGUGUGGACUUAUAAAAGAUGCCAUGGAGCUGCCCUAA